Messenger RNA from Actinia tenebrosa (Australian red waratah sea anemone), 989 nucleotides. Its product is annotated as collagen triple helix repeat-containing protein 1-like. The record is from RefSeq and is a predicted model, not a curated record. NCBI's taxonomy places the organism in Eukaryota, Metazoa, Cnidaria, Anthozoa, Actiniaria, Actiniidae.
AUCGACAACAGAACAACAUACUACAGAACAAAGAAAUCACUUGAAGUCGUAGCAGUACGGAAUGAGGUUCGUUGUGGUCGUGUUACUCGUGUCCUUAUCUGUGUUCGUUUCUCCCGUCAUCAAGCCGGCGUGUGGACAGAAAAACAAGCAAGCCGGACAGUCAACGUCAAAUUUUUCAUGUCUGGCGGGUCGUCCUGGUAUCCCUGGACUCCACGGUACGCCCGGUGCUCAUGGACGAGACGGACGAGAUGGCAGACCAGGUACUCAAGGUAAACAAGGUCCUCGAGGAUUGGAAGGGACUCCAGGAAAGCAAGGACCUCCCGGAGCUGCUGGUGCACCAGGUAACACUGGUCCUCAGGGUAUUUCAGCCUAUUUCAACUGGAAAGAGUGUUCGUGGACAAACAUUAACGAAGAAAAAGACAAUGGUCUGAUCAGGGAUUGUCUUUUCUACAAGAAUUUCACGGAUUCCAUCCUCCAUGUUUACUGGAAUGGAGGUUUCAAAAUUAUUAAUUGUAACGGGUGUUGUAAGCGCUGGUUCUUCACGUUCAACGGUGCGGAAUGCAAGACCCCUCGUGCUAUUGACGGCAUCUUGUACAUGGCAAAAGGAGUCGGUCACAACAUCCACCGUGUCCGCCAUAUUGAAGGUCACUGUGACAGGAUCCACAAGGGACAUGUUCGUGUGGGCUUUAAUGUGGGGAACUGUUCUGGGUAUGGAAAUGCCGACGCUUGGACCGGGUGGAAUUCAAACAGUCGUCUGUUCGUAGAGGAGGUACCCAGGCCCCAGCAGUGAGUCUUCCCUUCCUUACCAGUCCCUAUAGGUAGCUCAUCAUACAGUAUUCAAUCAGUCUGGCUGUUAGUUCUAUUGAUAGCCAGACUGAAUUAAUAAUGAAUGAAAAGUCAUGUAAGACACAUUUAUUAAACAUUAAUUUAAGAUAAUAACAUCUGAUGUGGUAUUUGAAUGAUGUAAGUAAGUGACUGAUCAUUGGAAA